AUGGGCAUAACUACUCCAUUUGCUAUCUUUUUCCAGACCAUUUUAGCAAUUGAGUCCGCCAUUGCCUUUUUAGGAAAUGGAUUUAUCAUAGCUGUGAAUGGACACCGAUGGCUCCAAAACUGGAAGAUGGCCCCUUGCGACUUCCUCUUGACCAGUUUGAGCAUCUCCAGAAUUCUCUUGCAGUUGACGGCCAUGGUGAGUUCCCUUCUGUACUACAACUCUCCAUUGAGCUAUAUGCGUAUUUAUGAUGAGAUUUGCACAUUUCUGUGGCUGUUUCUCAGCCAUGUCAGCCUCUGGUGUGCCACAUGGCUCAAUAUCUUCUACUGUGUGAAGGUCACCAACUUCCCCCAUCACCUGUUCCUCUGGCUGAAGCUAAGGAUCGAUGUACUUGGACCCAGACUGUUCGGAAUGGUGAUCAUAGCUCUCAUGCUCUUCUCUGUUCAUCCAACCAUUCUUCAUUUUGAAAACAAGAAGGCCUGCAAUCUCUCAGGAACUCUGACACAGAAUGCCAGUCUCAGCAAGGUUUGCAAAGACCCAUUCUUUGUUUUUAGAACUCUACAGUUAUGUUCUUUAUGCAUGAGUUUCAUCCUCAGUGUAACGGCAUCCAUGGUUUUACUCAUCUCCCUUUGGAGGCACAGAAAGAAUAUGAAAAAGAGUGGCUCUGUCAUUAAGGACCUCAGCACUCAGGUCUAUCUCAAUGUCAUGAAGUCUUUGCUGUUCUCUCUGUUCUUCAACGUUACUUAUUUUGUUUCUUUAAUCAUUCCUAUGUUUAGUCUGUACAGGAAUGGCACAAAUGGGCAAUUAGUUUCUGAUAUUGUGCUGUCUGCAGUCCCUUCAGCACAUACCAUGAGCUUAAUAUUGUCCAAUCCCAAACUGAAAGAAAUCUUAAUGCACAUUCUACACAUCAGACAAAGGGCUAAAUAA
Podarcis muralis (Common wall lizard) is the source of this 924-nucleotide messenger RNA. Its product is annotated as taste receptor type 2 member 104-like. Gene Ontology annotation, biological process: detection of chemical stimulus involved in sensory perception of bitter taste; sensory perception of taste; G protein-coupled receptor signaling pathway. Gene Ontology annotation, molecular function: G protein-coupled receptor activity; bitter taste receptor activity. Lineage: Eukaryota; Metazoa; Chordata; Lepidosauria; Squamata; Lacertidae. Gene Ontology annotation, cellular component: membrane. The record is from RefSeq and is a predicted model, not a curated record.